AUAAUCCUCACAAUUCCACUUAUGCCCCCAAAUUAACCCUGUUUUUGACCCGAGUCCCUCACUCGUCCUGUCCUUAUUUUGAAAACCAUUGCUGAAAAAAAAGCACACUAAAGCGUGUUUGUGCGUGUACGGAGCAGCCAUGGACGGAGGAGGCGCGCAUAAUCCUCGCACGGUGGAAGAGGUUUUCAGGGAUUUCACGGGCCGGCGCAAUGCGUUGAUUAAAGCUCUCACCACUGACGUUGAAGAAUUUUUCCAGCUUUGUGAUCCUGGUGAGCUGGGCGAAUUUCAGAAGGAAAAUCUUUGUCUUUAUGGAUUUCCUAAUGAGCGUUGGGAGGUUAAUUUGCCUGCUGAGGAGGUGCCUCCUGAGCUUCCGGAACCUGCUUUGGGUAUAAACUUUGCCAGGGAUGGGAUGCAGGAGAAAGACUGGCUGGCUCUCGUGGCUGUGCACAGUGAUGCAUGGCUACUUUCUGUUGCUUUCUAUUUUGGUGCCAGAUUCGGUUUUGAUAAAGCUGACAGAGUUUCUCCUAAUGCUGUACUUUACUUUGUUGGUGGUGGAUGCAGGAAAAGGCUAUUCAGUCUGAUAAAUGAUCUUCCGACUAUCUUUGAAGUUGUGACUGGAGCUGCAAAGAAGCAAGUAAAGGAAAAAUCAUCUGUCUCAAACCACAGUGGCAGUAAAUCCAAGUCGAACUCAAAAGCGAACAAAACUACGAAGGUCCAGGCAAAAGAUGAGGACGAGGGAAUGGAUGAGGAAGAUGAAGACGAGCAUGGUGAGACUUUAUGCGGAGCUUGUGGCGAAAAUUACGCUUCAGACGAGUUCUGGAUUUGCUGUGACAUAUGUGAAAGAUGGUUCCAUGGCAAGUGCGUGAAGAUCACACCUGCCAGGGCUGAGCACAUCAAGCAGUACAAAUGCCCCACCUGUAGCAACAAGAGGGCCCGCCCGUGAUUUGACCAGGCCUUGACUUUUUCUCGGGUUUGUCCCUUUCCUGAUCGUAUCUUCAUGGGCGAACUUGAUGGUGUGUACAAUUGUUGCUAGUCUUGUUUUAUUUCAGGAUAGUCUUUGGAUGCUCUUGCAAGCACUCUUGUUUAGAUGUUCUAAUUGUUUAUUUGUAGAGAUUUGAUGUGUUGUGAGGAGAUUGGAGGCAUCUUUGUUUGUGGUCUUUUAACAUUUGUUCUAUGCUGCUAAAACUGACUUGAGUGCUAUAUUUAUUUACCAGUUAGACUUUUUUGAAAUCUGUUGUUUAGAAAUUGAUCUGGUCAGGUUACCUUACCUACUAGAGGCUAGGG
Messenger RNA from Striga asiatica, 1284 nucleotides. Lineage: Eukaryota; Viridiplantae; Streptophyta; Magnoliopsida; Lamiales; Orobanchaceae. The record is from the annotation of a GenBank genome assembly.